GUGCCCUGCAGCUGGGGGGCGGGGUUGGAUAUUCUUGGGGUUAGGGAACAGUCUCCGGACAGGAUGUAAGGGAGGAACUGGGGUCUCCAGUCACGGGAAUCGGCUGGGAUGCAGGCUGGGAGCGAACGUCUCAGGCUCAGGAUGAGGGUCGCCCGACCACGGCCCUGGGGACUCCGUGUGCUGCUGCUUCUCCUGCCUGGGACGCUGGGCGCAGACAGCCAUCUCUCCCUCCUGUACCACCUCACUGCUGUAUCCUCCCCUACCCCGGGGACUCCUGCAUUCUGGGUAUCGGGCUGGCUGGGCCCACAGCAAUACCUGAGCUACAGUAACCUGCGGGCCGAGGCCGAGCCAUGCGGGGCGUGGGUCUGGGAAAACCAGGUGCCCUGGUACUGGGAGAAAGAGACAACUGACCUGAGGAACAAGGAGAAGCUCUUUCUUGAAGCUCUCAAAGUCGUGGGAGGAAAAGAUCCCCUGACCCUGCAGGGUCUCCUGGGCUGUGAGUUGGGACCAGGCAACAUCUCAGUGCCCACGGCCAAGUUUGCCCUGAACGGUGAGGAGUUCAUGACCUUCAAUCCCAAGGCGGGCAACUGGAGUGGGGACUGGCCUGAGGCCGAAGCCAUCGGCAACCUCUGGAAGAAAGAGGCUGAGGUCGUCAACCAAGAGAGGGCCUUCCUGCUCAGCUCCUGUCCUCAGCGGCUGCUGGGCCACCUGGAGUUGGGGCGAGGGAACCUUGAGUGGAAGGAGCCGCCCUCCAUGCGCCUGAAGGCCCGACCAGGCAGCCCCGGCUUCUCCGUCCUCACCUGCAGUGCCUUCUCCUUCUACCCCCCGGAGCUGCAGCUGCGAUUCCUCCGGAAUGGGCUGGCGGCUGGCACCGGGGAGAGCGACCAGGGCCCCAAUGGCGAUGGCUCCUUCCAUGCUUGGUCAUCACUACAAGUCAAAAGUGGCGAUGAACACCACUACUGCUGCGUUGUGCAGCACGCAGGGCUGGCGAAGCCCCUCACGGUGGAGUUGGAAUCGUCAGCCAGGUCCGCAGUACCCGUGGUUGGGAUCGUCAUCGGACUCUUGCUGCUCCUGGCAGCAGCAACGGGAGGAGCGCUGCUGUGGAGGAGGAUUAGGGCAGGACAGCCAGUCCCUUGGAUCGCUCUCGGUGCUGAUGAUGUCGGGGCCCUCCUACCCACUCCUGGCCUCCCCCAGGAGGCUGACUCUCAGGAUAAAAACACGUUGGCAGACACUGCCUGACUAGCCUCCAUUCUGGUUGCCACCAGCUAAUGCUGUGGGGGCCCUUUCAUGCUGUGCGACCUCAGGAUGGAAUCCUGGCAUCUCUGAGCCUCCAGAAGGAGUCUGGGCCUGAUGUCCUCCCUCUGGAUCCUUCUUCCUGCUGCCUGCCUCAGUUUCCUUUCCUGAUACAUACGGCUCUUUUCCACAUCCACAUAUAAUAUGAUUUUGGGCCUGAA
Messenger RNA from Loxodonta africana (African savanna elephant), 1454 nucleotides. RefSeq names its product Fc gamma receptor and transporter (gene FCGRT). Gene Ontology annotation, cellular component: external side of plasma membrane. Gene Ontology annotation, biological process: immune response. Gene Ontology annotation, molecular function: beta-2-microglobulin binding. The record is from RefSeq and is a predicted model, not a curated record. The transcript has 7 exons. The coding region runs from base 109 to 1239 and encodes 376 amino acids. Lineage: Eukaryota; Metazoa; Chordata; Mammalia; Proboscidea; Elephantidae.